CAAACUUUGAUUUUUCUCACUCUCUAUAAAUUCAAUUCAAUCUCAUCUAAUGCUUCAAUCCCAUCUCAUAAUUAUUAUACAUGGAGACAGCACACACAAAAUCUGCUCUCAAGCUUGUUAAGGCUAACUCACAAGCUGUUUCAUGGAGCAAAAAUUCUAGAGGAAUGGCAAAAGAUGAAGCCAAGGAGAGACUUUAUGACAAAUCCAAGGCAACCCCAAAGAAUCAAGCCAAGGAAAAUACUAAGCCCCAAGAAUUCAAACUUCGCACAGAACAAAGAGCCUACAAACGGGCAAUGUUCAAUUACUCUGUUGCAACUAAGCUAUACCUCAUUGAGCUACAAAAGAAGCAAAUAGAGAAGGCUCAAAAGAUCAUAGAAGAAGAGGAGAUUCGCAUGCUAAGAAAAGAAAUGAUUCCAAGAGCCCAGUUGAUGCCUUUCUUUGAUAGACCUUUCUUUCCACAAAGAUCAAACAGACCUUUGACAAUACCAAGAGAGCCAAGUUUCAGAAUGUUGAACAGCAAGUGUUGGAGCUGCAACUCAGGAAAUGAACUCUACCAUUUUGAACAUGCCCCAGCUUGGAACUACUAGAUCAACCACUACCCUUCCUAGACGUAGGCAAAACUUGUAAAAUGUAAUCUUGGCGGUGGCGUUGGUGGUUCUAGUCAUAGAUAACUUUCACUUUCUUGUUUGAUUAUGAGUCAUGAGUGUGUUGAUAGUAGUGCAGUUACAGUGUUUAGGAGGUGUGAGUGAUGUGAUUACAUAGCCAUAGCUCCUCCUUUCAAUGGGUUUGAUAAUCAGUGUCCCUUUCAUGUGAAUGCUUUUUGUUUCUUCAAUGAGUAAGCACUACUGCCUUUUCUUAACACUUGAA
Molecule: messenger RNA, 867 nt
Organism: Manihot esculenta (cassava)
Lineage: Eukaryota; Viridiplantae; Streptophyta; Magnoliopsida; Malpighiales; Euphorbiaceae
Product: protein TPX2
Exons: 7
Coding region: 81-587 (168 amino acids)
Biological process (GO): mitotic spindle assembly; regulation of mitotic spindle organization; activation of protein kinase activity
Cellular component (GO): mitotic spindle; nuclear microtubule
Molecular function (GO): protein kinase activator activity; microtubule binding
Source: RefSeq, a predicted model, not a curated record